Messenger RNA from Opisthorchis viverrini, 1431 nucleotides. RefSeq lists its product as hypothetical. The transcript has 4 exons. NCBI's taxonomy places the organism in Eukaryota, Metazoa, Platyhelminthes, Trematoda, Opisthorchiida, Opisthorchiidae. The coding region runs from base 1 to 1299 and encodes 432 amino acids. Gene Ontology annotation, cellular component: cytoplasm; microtubule. Gene Ontology annotation, molecular function: GTP binding; structural constituent of cytoskeleton; GTPase activity. Gene Ontology annotation, biological process: mitotic cell cycle; microtubule cytoskeleton organization. The record is from RefSeq and is a predicted model, not a curated record.
AUGCGUGAGAUAAUCUACAUACAAAUCGGCCAGUGUGGUAACCAGAUGGGAGCAAAGUUUUGGGAGGUCAUUUCCGACGAACAUGGAUUGGGAGCAGAUGGAAUUUAUCGCGGGGAAUCUGACCUACAAAUGGAACGAAUUUACGUGUACUUCACUGAGGCGGCAGCCGGACGUUUUGUACCUCGAUGCGUGCUUGCAGACCUGGAGCCUGGAUGUCUCGACAACAUCCGAGCCGGACCUUGUGGACAGCUGUUUAAACCAGAAAAUUUCGUAGUGGGUUCUGCUGGAGCGGGAAAUAAUUGGGCCAAAGGUCACUACACAGACGGUGCAGAAAUGAUCGAGCCCAUAAUGGAACAGAUUCGACGUGAAUGUGAAAUGUGCGAAUGCAUCCAGGGCUUUCAGUUGAUCCAUUCAAUGGGUGGUGGGACUGGAGCUGGUCUUGGCACAUUGCUAAUGGGUAAGAUCCGCGAAGAAUAUCCGGAUCGUAUCAUGUGCACUUUCUCCGCCUAUCCUUCACCCAAGGUUUCCGAUGUGGUUGUCGAACCGUACAAUGCUACCCUAGCGGCAAAUUUGCUGAUUGAUUUGGCCGAUGAAACAUUUGUGAUAGAUAACGAAGCACUCUACGAUAUUUGUUAUCGGACCCUAAAACUAGUCAAUCCAACAUAUGGGGACUUGAACCACCUGGUCAGUGCAACCAUGUCUGGUGUGACCACCUGCCUACGCUUUCCUGGUCAGCUCAACGCCGAUUUGCGGAAACUGGGCACUAAUCUAAUCCCUUUUCCCAGACUCCAUUUCUUCGUGCCCGGUUUCGCACCACUGACAUCGAGAUACUCCCAAGCUUAUCGAUCAUACACUGUACAUGAUCUGACAAACCAGAUGUUCGAUGCCAAAAAUCUUAUGGCUGCGUGCGACCCACGACAUGGCAAGUAUCUUACAGUGGCAGCAAUGUUUCGCGGUCGAUUGUCGGUUAAAGAAGUGGAUGAAGAAAUGCUGAACGUUCAAAACAAAAACUCUGCCAAUUUUGUCGAAUGGAUACCAAGCAAUAUUAAGACGGCAGUUUGCGAUAUUCCACCACGAGGGAUGAAGAUGGCCGUCACAUUUAUUGGAAACAGUACGGCAAUGCAGGACAUAUUUCGUCGAAUCGGUGAACAAUAUACAGCUAUGUUCCGACGCAAAGCCUUUGUGCACUGGUACACAGCCGAAGGAAUGGAUGAAAGCGAGUUUUUUGAAGCUGAAACGAACGUCAACGACCUGAUCAACGAAUAUCAACAAUUUCAGGAUAGUGCUGAAGUUCAAUAAUCCAUUCGAUUUCCCCAGGUAAUAACCUGUUGAUAUUUGGUAUCACUUAGCGUUGCAGCAAAGCCUGGGAACCAAUCAGUUGACAUUUCUUUCAUUUUUAUGGAACUCACAGCUUUCCACUCAAAAAGUCUG